AUGAAUGAAAGCCAGCAGGAUCUGGAAUACUUUUUGUCGUCGAGAUUCGCCACCCAUCGGUACCCCGUGAACACAGCCACCAUCAUCACCCUCUACUCCACCGUCGCGUUGUUUGGCUUCAUUGAGAAUGCGAUCAUAUUCGGGACACUGUUGGCCAUUGGUGACCUGCGAAGCACCUGCAACGGGGGCCAGACGGCCAACAUCUUUGUUGGUGCGUUGGCCGUCUCCGACAUGAUCCUAUGUGUCUUCAACGUUCCCACUCAGCUCUACUAUGAGCUUGGCGAGCCAAGCGGCAUGUCCCAGCUGACGUGUCGCCUGUUCUUCGCCAGUUUGGGUGUACCCACCCACGUCUCCUGCAUCCUCAUAUUGCUCAUCGCGAUCGAUCGAUACCGCAACGUCCUGUUUCCGGGUCAGCCUCGGAAGCUGACCACACGAGGCGCCCUCGUGCUCAUCCUCCUCAGCAUAGUCUUCAGUGCGCUGGCAGCGUUUCCUGUUGCCUACUACACGGGAGUUCAGGAGGCCGCCACCAACCUCUUCGAGCAGGCUGCGUCGGAGGAAAACGCCACCGCCGCCACCACCACCACCAUCACGGAAGCCUCAGCUGAAGACAGGCACUUUCCAAUGUACUGCGUGGAGCAAUGGCCGUCACCGACGCGUCGGCUGAUCUACUCGAUUUUCGUCGUGAUCGGUCAGUUUCUGACGCCUCUGAUUGUCACGCUGAUUCUCUACGCUCACAUUGGCUGCUGGUUGUCGAAGCGACGCGGCAUGAUUCACCGAGCCUCCACGAUGGACAAGACGGCCGACAGCGAGCUCUCGCCGUUCAGCGCACCGUCCAGUCGACAGAAGCCGCUUCAGCUGGCGGCGCGUCUUGAGGCGAAGACGAAGCGCACGCACCGAAUCCUGGUGGGGAUCGUGACGUGUUUUGCGGGCUGUUGGACGCCGUGGACGCUGUACUCGCUCUACUUGGAGUGCACAGCCUACGCCAUGACGAUGACGGCGUCUCCCGGACAGUCGCAGGACAGCAUCACUGACGCCGGCGCCAGGAAUAUGGCAGUGGAUGUGAAUCUCAAAAUCACCGAUCUUGUCCUGAAGGCAAGUUGGCUUCAAAGAUUGUGGCAGUUGUUUGCAUUGAGUUCGACGUGCGCAAACCCCUUCCUGUAUGGCUGGUUAAAUGAGAACAUACGAGGCUCCAUCAUCCGCAGGCUGGGCGUCUGCGUGAAGUCCCAGCGCCAGGCAACCCAAACUAACAUCACGACAACCAACGCCAACUUCCUGCACUACGACAACCCACGAGCUAACGGCUCGCCGAAUUUCGACUCAGCUAAGACCCCAGCACCAUUCAGCUAG
This is a messenger RNA of Mesocestoides corti, 1347 nucleotides long. The record is from the annotation of a GenBank genome assembly. Lineage: Eukaryota; Metazoa; Platyhelminthes; Cestoda; Cyclophyllidea; Mesocestoididae.